AUGGGCCGCUUCAGCAAAGGUUACCGAGAUUUUUUUGCCGUAAAAGCUAAAAUCGAAGGCUAUCGCGCGCGAAGCGCCUACAAGCUGACAGAAGUAAUCGACAAGUUCAACUUGCUGGAAGACGUCACUGCUGUCGUUGACCUCUGCGCAGCGCCGGGCAGCUGGAGUCAAGUGCUCGCGCGCCGACUGUCAGAUCAUCCCUCAGCAAUGGUUGUCGCGGUCGACUUGCAGAAAAUUGGACAACUGCGUGGUGUGACCGUUGUCACCGGCGACAUUUGCAGCACUGCGACGCAUAGCGAUAUCAUUUCUGCCCUUGGAGGUCGUUCCGUGAAGCUGGUUACAUGCGACGGUGCACCGGACAUGACCGGAUGUCGCGCAAUUGACCAAGAGCUGCAACUGGAGCUGGUGCUUGCUGCACUGCGCACCGCAGUGAAGCUACUCGCGCCGGGUGGCCGUUUUGUUUCAAAAUUCUUUCACGGUUCCUGCUCCUUAGCUCUCAGUGAAGCACUUUCGCUUUUUUUCGAGCACGUCUCACUGAUUAAGCCCGAAGCCAGCCGGCCGCAAAGUACCGAAAUUUUUAUAGUGGGUUUGAACUUUCAGAAAAAUGUGGCGGUGUCAGAUGAAGCGCUCGCGGACGGCUGCAAAUUCAAGCAAUUGGUACAGAAUUCCAUCGUGUUUCGCUCGGCAUACCUGUAG
Molecule: messenger RNA, 696 nt
Organism: Dermatophagoides pteronyssinus (European house dust mite)
Lineage: Eukaryota; Metazoa; Arthropoda; Arachnida; Sarcoptiformes; Pyroglyphidae
Product: putative tRNA (cytidine(32)/guanosine(34)-2'-O)-methyltransferase
Source: RefSeq, a predicted model, not a curated record